Messenger RNA from Drosophila innubila, 944 nucleotides. RefSeq names its product 60S ribosomal protein L8 (gene RpL8). The transcript is spliced from 2 exons. The record is from RefSeq and is a predicted model, not a curated record. The coding region runs from base 3 to 773 and encodes 256 amino acids. Lineage: Eukaryota; Metazoa; Arthropoda; Insecta; Diptera; Drosophilidae. Gene Ontology annotation, cellular component: cytosolic large ribosomal subunit; ribosome. Gene Ontology annotation, biological process: cytoplasmic translation. Gene Ontology annotation, molecular function: RNA binding; structural constituent of ribosome.
UAAUGGGUCGCGUAAUUCGUGCACAACGUAAGGGCGCCGGUUCCGUCUUCAAGGCGCACGUCAAGAAGCGCAAGGGAGCCGCCAAGCUGCGUUCCCUGGACUUCGCUGAGCGCUCCGGUUACAUUCGCGGCGUCGUCAAGGAUAUCGUGCACGAUCCCGGUCGUGGCGCUCCCUUGGCCGUCGUUCACUUCCGUGAUCCCUAUCGCUACAAGAUCCGCAAGGAGCUGUUCAUUGCCCCCGAGGGCAUGCACACUGGUCAGUUCGUGUACUGCGGCCGCAAGGCUACUCUGCAGAUUGGCAAUGUGAUGCCUUUGAGCCAGAUGCCCGAGGGUACCAUCAUCUGCAACCUGGAGGAGAAGACCGGUGAUCGUGGCCGUUUGGCGCGUACCUCUGGCAACUAUGCCACCGUUAUUGCCCACAACCCCGACACCAAGAAGACCCGUGUCAAGCUGCCCUCGGGCGCCAAGAAGGUUGUGCCAUCGGCCAAUCGUGCUAUGGUCGGCAUCGUUGCCGGCGGUGGUCGUAUCGACAAGCCCAUCCUGAAGGCCGGUCGUGCCUACCACAAGUACAAGGUGAAGCGCAACAGCUGGCCUAAGGUGCGUGGUGUUGCCAUGAACCCUGUGGAGCAUCCUCACGGUGGUGGUAACCAUCAACAUAUUGGUAAGGCCUCGACAGUCAAGCGUGGCACAUCCGCUGGUCGCAAGGUCGGUCUCAUCGCUGCCCGUCGUACCGGUAGGAUUCGUGGUGGCAAGGGCGACAGCAAGGACAAAUAAACAAUGCGCCGUCUUUAAUGAGAAGGAGGAGGAGGAGCAUGUUCCGUCUGAGAUCAGCGUAGUGUUGUGUGUUGCGCUCUUUGGUACAAUUAUGCUAAUGUGUAUGGAAAAUGUGUAUGUUAUCAUCAUGCAAACAAUAACGCGACGGAAUAAAAUUUAUUUCUAAACAAA